This is a messenger RNA of Dalotia coriaria, 3068 nucleotides long. RefSeq lists its product as uncharacterized. The transcript is spliced from 5 exons. Lineage: Eukaryota; Metazoa; Arthropoda; Insecta; Coleoptera; Staphylinidae. The record is from RefSeq and is a predicted model, not a curated record. Bases 708 to 2429 code for a protein of 573 amino acids.
UUGCCGCAACCACAGCGCGCAGAAGCAAUCACCAAACACGGUGCGCGAGAGCGGCGGCCAUAACGCUUCGCACACUUCAUACUCAAACACAAAACCCAACAAAACCCAAUCACACACCGAAAAACCCUAAUCAACAAGUGCAAUUACACUCAGUGUUCAUCUCUCCACCAAAAUAAAUGCGUAACAAUCGUGUACGCAUUGAUAACUUGUGAGUUUUGUGUGUGUGUGAGUUGACUUAAGCCGAAGGAAUUCCGUGUGGAAUGCGGCGCGUACCACGUCGACGUCUCGCCGAUUUCUCACUGCGAGCGAGCGAGUGCGCGUCGUCGUGGCCGUCGAAGGCCUCGAUUUCUUGUCGCGCGCUCCUCUAAGGUGUGUUUCCAGCAAGUGCCUAUGCUGUGUGUGGUAGUGUGUGUGGACAUAUUGAACGUUUGUUUAUUAUAAUAAGAAGUUAAGUUGUAAGUUGAGGCAAGAGGAGAUUUAGGUUAUAGAGGUGAAGGACUGCCGUGUGAGAUACGUAAACGCAGGGAUUUGCUGUUGCUGUUGCUGUUGCAUAAGAAGAUAGCAAGUGUGUGGUCAGAGAGAAGAAGGAUUUAAACAGGAUAUUGCUUGCAAGAUAAUGUGCUCAUCAUUGGAUUGACGACAUUGAAAAAUCAUCAGGCUGGAAGAUAUUGAGUUGUUGAAUCAAAAUAUUUAAUUUUUGGAGGAAAAUGUCGGAAUCUACGCCGAUUUGUCGUUGUCGCGUGUUGUAUCUGGGAAGUUCGGUGCCGCAGCAGACGAAAGAUGGAUUGCAAGGGAUUCAGGAGCCGCUGCAGGAGUUAUAUCCGGAUCAGGGUGCCACAGGGGCAAGAGGGAUUGAUAGCUGGUUGAGUGUGUGGUCUAAUGGUAUUCUGUUGGAGAAUGUUGAUGAGAAUCACAAGAAAAUCACGAGGUUUUUCCCGAUUGAGAGUUUGCACUACUGCGCGGCCAUUAGGUAUGUUUUGGUACCGGAAAAGAACACUUUACACAAUCCUAGUCCCCGCUUCCUCCCACUCGACUCACCCUUCGCACGUGCCCCCAACCCGGUCCAUCCACCUCUGUUCGCCGCCAUCCUGCGCCGCACCAGCGGCAUCAAAGUCCUCGAAUGCCACGCAUUCAUCUGCAAGCGCGAAGUGGCCGCCAACGCGCUCGUCCGCUGCUGCUUCCACGCCUACGCCGACUCCUCAUACGCCAAACAAGUGGACACCAACGGCUCCAUCUACGGCACGCUACCCUCCGAACGCGGCGGCCCUAAAGAAAACAACGUCGAAGAAUGGAAAAUGACCCGGUCAAACUCCGGCAGCACAAUGACAAUCAACACGAUCGGAAUCGGCAAUAAAGACGACAUCAGCAUCUACAACGGUGACGAGAACCACAAAGUCUGGGCAGGAUCCCAGGAUAACCUCGAUGGCAUCUACGAUGUGUACGCAAGCAGCACCAUCUCGCGGCCGAAUAGACCCAGGCAGAUACAAGCACCUGUCGCGGUCCCACCACCGCCGGUCAAAGAGAAGAGCAAGAAGAGUAAAAAGAAGAUGGCGGCGUCAAAAGAAGAUUUGUAUCAUCCACAGAUGAAUGGCAAAGCAAAUAGUAUCGCAGGCACCAUGUUGAAACCUCGUAAUCAUCAACCACCAAUGCAUCAACCACAUCAACCGGUUUACAUAAUGGCGCAUCAUCCACAAACACUGCCAAAUCCGAAGUUUUUACGUCAAUAUGGUAACACAUUCUCGCAUCGUCCACGUGGUAAGAUGUUAAUCCCGGCGAGACCCAUUCCACCACCAUUGGUACCAGUGGCGCCGAUAAUUCUCCCCGGGACCAUGCCAUCCAAGGGUAAAAAGUCAAAGAAUAAAGUCAUGGAGGAGCCGAUUUACAUGCCGAGUAAUCGUGCGUUGUCGCCGAUUGCCAGUUAUCAACCGGUGAAUUUUCCGCAUGAGGCGUAUUUGAUGCAGCAGUAUGCCACGAUGGAGAGUCCUUCGAAGAGCAUCAAAGCCAAGAAGGAGAAGAGUAAGAUGAGUAAGAAGAUGGCGCAGAGUAUGAACGGUUUGGAUGAUCCUAAUCUGGAUGGUGAGAGUCCUUAUAAUACUGGGAUUUAUCGCAAGAAGGGACAUUUGAAUGAAAGGGCGUUUUCGUAUUCGAUUAGGCAGGAACAUCGGAGUAGGAGUUAUGGAAGUCUUGCUAAUUUGAAGUUUGCUACGCCUAUACCCAAUGGACAUGAUAUGGAAGACCGUGAAGAUAUCAAGAAGGAACGUGAAAUAAUGCAGAUGGUACAGGAUCUAGACUUGUCCGGUGAUGAAAUUGAACGUUCUGAAGUGCCACGUGGUAUUUACGAAGCCAGAGGAAUCCCGCCGCCCCCAAUGGCUCAACCUGUCAUGGUCCAUAGCCAGCAGAUGAAUGGCGGACGUGGUUACAAAAGAUAACUGCAAAUAUUGUGCGAAAAUGAAAGAAAUCAUAUUUUACACUAAUAUUAUAUUAGACAUAUUCUACAAACAAAUAAUUAUAAGUCAAGAAGCAGAACCAUAUUAUGUUUAAUGCUAGUGGAUAAUAAGCGACAAUAUUCAAUUCUAAUGUUUAUAAUGUUUAAUUGUAGGUUAUGUAAAUAAUAUAGAUGUUUGUAUCCAUUUUGAACAGAAAUACUCGAAGCACUUUUUCAGCAAUUUUAUAUGAUUUGUUAUAGAUAUUUAUUAUAAAUAGUUAAACUGAUGACGUAACAUUUUGAAUCAUUUUGACAGCACAUUGUUUGUUAUUAAUUCUUUACUUGUACAUUAAUGCAGCAGUCAUUGCUUAUAUUAGAUUAUUGCGCAGAUAUUAUUAUGAUGACAUUCCAUAUUUGAAUAUUAACAAUAAGUGUGUAUCUGUAUAAUUUUUGAGGAUGAUGGAGAUGAUGAGGAAUAUUAUUGUUAAGUGCCAUUUGAAGAUCCAAAUGAUCCCAUGAACAAACGCAAACUUAUGUACGUUGUAUUGUAUUGUAGGUAGAUAGAUAGUUAAACAUUUAUGUAAACUGGAUGUACACAUUACAUUGUAAACCUAUAUUUUUAUCAAAUAUAAUCUUGGACGUA